AUGAAUCCUCAAGCCUCGCCUUUGCAAUUGGCAAAAAGCAUCGAAGGCAAGCCCCCUAUUCGCUUUCUCGAUCCCACCACUGCCUAUAAUCUAUGGUCCGAGGUCUACGAUACCGAUGGCAAUUUUCUACAGGCGCUUGACACGAUUGAGAUGCGGUCUCUAGUUCCCAAAAUGGUAUCUCGGAUAUCUUCAAGUCCUCCAUGGAAGGUCGUAGAUUUGGGAUGUGGCACUGGCCGGAAUAUGACACGGCUGUUGGACCUUCCCUGCUCUAUGGUGGUAGGUCUUGACGCAAGCUCAAAGAUGCUCGAGAUUGCCAAAUUGAGGAUCAAUGAGCACAUGUCGCAGAUCAGCAGGGCAUCUGAAGGAGCUCAAGGAGCCCGAUUAGAGCCUUACAAUCUGUUGGGCAGCUACCACAUACCGUCCUGCGCUUUGAACGCGGAUGCGCUCAUUUCAACGUUGGUUUUAGAGCAUGUUCCCCUCUCCAUUUUCUUCGAGAAAGCCUCGGAGUUGUUGAAGCCGAGCGGGCUUGCCCUAGUGACGAACAUGCAUUCAGACAUGGGAGCGAUCAGUCAAGCGGGCUUCGUGGACCCAAAGACUGGAGAAAAGGUGCAGACGCAGAGCUUUGCUCAUCAUUUAAAUGACGUGGUUGCCGAAGCUCAGAAGCAAGGGUUUGAAGUUGUUGGCGAGGUCCUGCAACGAGCAGUGGAUGAGGAGAUGAGCGAGGUGCUGGGGAUGAGAGCUAGGAAAUGGAUUGGUGUAACUGUGUGGUUUGGAGUUUGCUUUCGAAAACAGGCAUGA
Messenger RNA from Letharia columbiana, 798 nucleotides. RefSeq lists its product as uncharacterized. Bases 1 to 798 code for a protein of 265 amino acids. The transcript has a single exon. Lineage: Eukaryota; Fungi; Ascomycota; Lecanoromycetes; Lecanorales; Parmeliaceae. The record is from RefSeq and is a predicted model, not a curated record.